Heterostelium album PN500 is the source of this 3204-nucleotide messenger RNA. RefSeq lists its product as uncharacterized. The record is from RefSeq and is a predicted model, not a curated record. Gene Ontology annotation, molecular function: protein binding. The transcript is spliced from 8 exons. Lineage: Eukaryota; Evosea; Eumycetozoa; Acytosteliales; Acytosteliaceae. Bases 1 to 3204 code for a protein of 1067 amino acids. Gene Ontology annotation, biological process: intracellular cholesterol transport. Gene Ontology annotation, cellular component: recycling endosome; trans-Golgi network.
AUGAAAGAAGAAUUUGCAAAAUUCUUAUUAUCUAAAGGUUACUAUUUAACAGCUUUAGAGUUUCACCAGGAGUUGUUGGAGGGUGACGGAACUGAACUGCCUGCACUCAAAGAGUACUUCCAAUCAUUGACAACAUCAACUCAAGAUCCAUUAAGAAUAAUUAAAGAGAGAAAGAAACAACAGGGAAUAGUAUCGAAUGAAUCCGAUAAAUCUAAAGAUGAAAAGAUAUCGUUGUUGGAAUAUGAGCUGAGACAAUCAAGAGAAGAUAUCAUUCAAUUGAAAGAACAAUUGAAAUCAAGAUUAAAUUCAAGUACAACUAUUAAUAAUAAUAGUGUUGAUAAUAAUAAUAAUAAUAAUAGUAGUAGUAAUGGAAGUAAUAGUAAUGUAGAACAACAGCAACAAACUAGUAGUAGUAGUAGUAAUAGUAGUAAUAGUAAUAUAGAUAGUAAGAAACAAUUGGAUAGUGUAUCGAAAGAAAAGAUUAAAUCACAUGAAAAGAAGAUUUUGAAUUAUCUGUUUAGAAAGUACUUGUCUGCCAAUGGCUAUCCACUGACAUCGGUUACUUUCUCAGAGGAGAGCGAAGAUAGCGCUAGAAAUUGGUCGGAUCUUCAAUUGAAUCAACCGGAACCACCUUCUCUCUUGACGAUCUAUCGCUAUUUCUUUGAGAAUGGUGAUUCCGGUGUGCAGGGCGUCCUCACCAAAACGAUGGGUGAGAUUGCAAAGCUCAAGAAGGAGUUGGCCGACAACGAAGGUCACUGGCGAAACAUUCAGAAGGAGAAAGAACAACUCCAUCUGAAACUAAAGGAAUCGAAUAUAAUCAUUGAACAGCUAAAGAAGAAUCAACUAUCGGGCAGUAGUGCUGUCGGAAUGUUGACGACCUCUACAUCCAGUUCAACAACAUCAACAACAACCACCACGACAACCACAAGUAUAACAUCGCCAAACACUCAAUUACAGCAACAGCAACAUCGUAAAUCAUUGGAGAUGAAUGCAAGCGAUGUAUCGGUGAUGAGAAAUACGUUUAGAUCGAUGGUCGACAAGCGUAGACAGACCGUUGCCUUCCAGAUUGUCUCGAACGACGACGAGUCGGAAGCAAGCAUGAGAAUCGCCGACGAAGUCGAACAGCUGCGUUCACACGAUUCCGACCAGCUAGGAAAGAUCGUCAAGGUGAUAGCUAGUUCACUGCCACACAUUCUCCCGGGAGUCUUGUUGAAUAAGCGUGAGGAGUUGAUCCCGCUGAUCUUGGUCGUCAUUUCCAAUCAUCCCGAUGAAACGACGCGAUUCGCUCUCACCAAGCUACUGUUCAACCUGAUAAAGAAACCCAAUGAAUUCCAGCGACAUGCCAUCAUGAAGGGCUGUAUGGCGCUGGCAUCGAUUGUCGGUCCGCAACGUACAGAGACCGAGAUUCUCUCGCAGUGCUGGGAGCAGCUCACAGAGAAGCAUCCGGAGCGACGUGUCUUGGUUGCCGAUUCCUGUGGAUCGCUCGCUCAGUUUGCCAGUCCCGAUCUCCGGCUGUCGUUGAUCUUGUCGAUUCUCCAGCAGCUCGGACAAGACAAGUCGGCACUCGUCCGUAUUGCCGUCGCCAAGAACUUCUCACUUCUCAUCAACUUUUUCGAUGGCACCGACAAGUACAACCAAGUGGAAGAGUCAUUCAAAGCACUGAUCUACGAUACCGAAGCAGAGGUAUCACUCGCCACCAGAGUAUACUUCCUUCCCUCACUUGCCAACUGGACAGAUCUCUUGGAAUCACUGAACUCCAAACUAACAAACCUGUUAUUAACAGAGAUGUAUUCACUUGUUCAUAGAUAUACAAAUCAAAAAGAAGAAUUCAAGAUUCCGGAACAAGAUAUAUUAAAGUUGGAACAAAUAUUAGCAUGCUUUAUGGAUUUAGUACCGAGAAUACAUCAAUCUCUUAUCUCAUCAUCUCCAUUAAUAUCUGAAAAAGAAGCAAAGAAUAUUGAAAAUGAAUAUGACAGACAAGAAGCAAUCUAUCAAUAUCAAAUGAAUGAGAAUAAAUCGAAAUUGAAUCAACAGAAUGGCCAUGGUGUCGAUGCCAAUGGUUCGUUAAAUGGUGGCGAGGGUAGCAGUAGUUCAAGUGGUAGAGCUUCUACUGCCUCAUCAGAGUCUACAGCAUCAUCGUCAUCGUCGUCAACUGGAGCAGUUACAAAUUCAUCCAAUAGAAUAUCGAUACUCGGUAAAUCAGAAACAGCUAGAUUACACGCACAGUUUGAACAAUAUCUGAUGUCGUUGGUCAACAACGAUGUAUCUUCACCCAACUGGAAAUCGCUGGAGUGGAUCUCAACGGAUUUCAUCAACAAACUCCUAAACAUCCUCUAUUGCAUACCAAUGAGAAACACUCGUCUCAUCUCAUUGUUUGCCAAAGCACUCAAUGUUUUCUGCACGGUAUUCGGUCAAGUAUUCACCAAGAGAGUCGUAAAGAGUGCAUUCUACAAAGAAUUCCAAAAGGAUUCAAGAGGAAAUGAAGCACCAGUAAAGAAAUAUAGAUUGGUACCAAUAUUCGCAGCUGGAGUAUUACAUUCAUUGGAAUCAUCGGAACUAAAUACAUUCCUCAGUGACAUUGUUGUACAGAUUUCAAUGGAAGAGAGAGGAUGGGAUCACAGCAACUUCCCAGCACUCGUAAAAUCUAUGGAGUUACUCUGUAACAAUGAUUUCGACAAGAAGAAAGACGUUGGACAGAUCCUAUCAAACUUGACUGCCAACCCAUCAAACCAAGUUAGAUCAUGUAUUUUAAAUCUUUAUAAAGUUAUUAUACCAGUAUUCAGUCCACAACAAAUAUCAAAUACUAUUGUACCUUCUUUGAUUACUAUGAGUACAGAUCCCGAUAGAACCGUUAGAAUGGUGUGUAUCGGUGCAUUAUCGAUCGUUCUUUCACAGCUAAGCGAAGACAAUGCUAUCGAAAAGAUUGCAAUUGCUUUCGAGAAGAUCUUGGAUGACAAGAAUCACAAUUUGGAAGUAGAAUUUGUACAAUCUAUCACUAAAAUAAUACCAACUGUUAAACCAAGAUAUAGAGAUUCAUUUUUCCUACCAAAGAUUGUUGAAACAAAUUCAUCCGGCACUAAAGUUGUUGUUGCACGACGCUCAACUACACGAUCCAUCGUUCAAGUCAAUGGUGAUAUCGAUGAUCAACGACUUGGAGUCUGCAGUCAAAGAGGAUCUGAGAGGACACAUCAAGAAGAACAGUAG